AUGCCUGAGAGCAGCUCACGGGAUGAAACGAAAUUGACGAAGAACGAAUCAUUUCGAGUAAACAGUCGGCCUCCUUUCGUCGGUCCUGAUCAAAAUCAAAUUCUACGAAGUGGAAACUAUCAUGGAGAAGAUGGAUUUUCAAACCAAGUUCCGAUAACCGCAGCCGCAUCGAAUCCUACAACCCCCAAUUCAACCUGGAAAUAUACAAAACGAGCAAGGGGCUCUACAAAUAGUAUAAGCAGCAUGAGUAGCUCAGCUUCGACUUCACCCAUAAGUUUCUCGCAGCGAGGACGACAUUCGGGUUGCAUUACUGCGUAUCUUAGUACUCCAGCGGACCAAAAAGCUGCAUGCUACUUUCUUUCGAACUUUGUAUUGCUUCCAGGACAGGGCAGCCGCCGAGGCCAUUUGGAGUUCUUACUCCCAAUUUUGAAUACCGAACGGCCCAACUCUGCUGUUCACGCUGCAUUCUCGGCUGUCUCGCUUGCGGCCUUCGGUACUAGACCAGAUUCCGGAGCUAUACUGCCUUCUGCGAAUGUUAGUCGAGAUCACUGUGUUCCACUCUAAAGUAUGCGUCUUCAAAAAUGGAUCAAAGCUGAUUGUUAUUCUGAUCAGCGAUCGUACUGUAACGCACUACAAAUGAUAAAAACCUCUUUGACAGAUCCAAAAAUAGCUUUAUCGGACUCUACUAUAGUUGCAGUCUUACUCCUCACUUUCUUCGAAGUAAUGCCCGUUGAUCUCAUGAAGCUUCUCAUGUAGCUAAGAAUCAUAGCAAUUGAUAGCGCCGCGAAGGAGCCAUAAGGCAUGGAGUUCCCACGUCGAUGGAGCCGCAGCACUACUAAAAUCCCGAGGUCCUGACUCCUUUCAAACUCAACAGGGCCGAGAAAUUUGGAACACCGUGAGGGCUAUGAUGGUGACUAUUUCCAACCACUCAUAAGACUAAGAUCCUGAUGUAAAGAUGAAACAGACGAUCCAGCAUAUUGCCGAUUCCAGAGAAGUCGCGGAUGGCGAGGAGUGGUGGAUGUCAGUCCCUGCGAACGACCCAAUAUCGCACCAAUUCGCUAGCCUCAACAUCAGGGUUGCCAAAUUACGAGCCGACAACGAUAGGAUAACAUCCAAUAGAUCUCGAGAGGACGCUGGGGACGUAAUAGCGCUCCUCAAAAGAGCGCAAGAUCUGGAGAAAGAGUAUGCUGAAUGGUUCGCAGGUCUGACCGGAGAAUGGGCAUUUAGAACAGUCUCUUGGAUGGAUCACCAUGAAAUUGACCUCGCAAAUUCAGUUGUUCAUCCAGGGAAGAUCGAUUCAUAUUCUCAAAUGUAUAUGGCAUACCAUCAUAACAUCGGUCGUUCUUCACGGCUCUUCAUUUGGACGACCAUUUUCCGAUGUGUCGCUUGGCUAUGUGGUGAGGACAAUUACAAGCUUACGGAGGAAUAUGCGACAGGUUCUCAAGUGUGCCAUCGACUGAUCGAGGAUAUUGUUGCUAGUGUUCCUUUCAUUUUUGGAUGGAAUAAGGAAACUGUUACAGCGAUGCGGGAUCCUUCUUGUUUUGCUUGUGGAACUCCCGAUGCCGUUCAAGUCAAGUCUCUGUGGGGCAUCUUCGUGAUGUGGCCUAUGUUUGCAGCAGCAGUAUCUGAUUUUGCGAUGCCAUCAGAGCGGAUAUUCUUAAGAGGACGGCUCAAGUAUAUCGCGGAGAACAUGGGCAUUUAUCAAGCUGCCAUAAUCUUGAGAGUGAGCUUUUUUCCUACCUCUGAAACACCCUUGACUAAUAUUUGACAGGCUCCUAUCAUUUUACCUUCCUUUUACAUUCAAUGUGAAAGCCUAUCACUCGACGUUCACGAAGAAUGUCAGAGAAAGAGAGAAGUCGAAGCCCUCUUCGAAGAUGACGUUGAAGAAAGUCGUCUAAAACUAGAGCCUAUGCUGCAAGAAGGAUUUACAGCUGGGUCUGAUCUCCCGACGUCACCGGACGGUAAUUGGAAUAUCUUCAGCCCUUCUACUAUUCUUUUACCUGUCGUUCAAGACGUAUGGAUGGCCUCGGAAGGUGACCCUUGGGUUAUGGCUACCUUAGUUUAA
Hymenoscyphus albidus is the source of this 2065-nucleotide messenger RNA. The record is from the annotation of a GenBank genome assembly. NCBI's taxonomy places the organism in Eukaryota, Fungi, Ascomycota, Leotiomycetes, Helotiales, Helotiaceae.